Molecule: messenger RNA, 5773 nt
Organism: Hippocampus comes (tiger tail seahorse)
Lineage: Eukaryota; Metazoa; Chordata; Actinopteri; Syngnathiformes; Syngnathidae
Gene: atp9b
Product: ATPase phospholipid transporting 9B
Exons: 27
Coding region: 181-3420 (1079 amino acids)
Biological process (GO): retrograde vesicle-mediated transport, Golgi to endoplasmic reticulum; endocytosis; phospholipid translocation
Cellular component (GO): plasma membrane; trans-Golgi network; endosome
Molecular function (GO): ATPase-coupled intramembrane lipid carrier activity; ATP hydrolysis activity; magnesium ion binding
Source: RefSeq, a predicted model, not a curated record
UUUUGUCUUGUUUUGGAUGGCAGGUGACAGCCGGCAAGCGGCGAGUGAAAUCCAUCAUUUAUUCGCUUUGAUAUUUUCAGCGUUAUUAUAGUCUGCCUCGGAAGUCACAGUUACCUCCGCUGCGCUAAUCAUGAGAGUUGUAGAUUCUCCAUCAACGAUGAGGCGUCCGGCCUGGAUGAGAUGCCGCUGAUGAUGUCCGACGAGGCCUUUGAGAACGACGAAAGCGACUACGAAACGCUGCCGCGGGCCCGAGUCAGUCUCAGACGGCGAGGCCUCAGGUGGUUCCUCUUCGGCGGGUGGAGAGUCCUCUGUGAAAGCUGCUGCGAUUGCCUUGUCCGAAUGUGUCGGCGGAAGAAGGAGCUGAAGGCUCGCACCGUCUGGCUCGGCCACCCGGAGAAGUGCGAGGAGAAGUUCCCAAAAAACUCUAUCCGCAACCAGAAGUACAACUUCUUCACCUUUGUGCCUGGGGUUCUCUACCAGCAGUUCAAGUUCUUCCUCAAUCUCUACUUCCUGGUGGUGGCCUGCUCGCAGUUUGUGCCCUCGCUGAAGAUCGGAUACUUGUACACGUACUGGGCGCCCUUGGGCUUCGUGCUGGCCCUCACCAUGGCGCGCGAGGCGGUGGACGAGGUGCGGCGCCACCAGCGGGACAAGGAGAUGAACUCGCAGCUGUACACCAAGCUGACGCCGCGCGGUAAAGUCCAGGUGAAGAGCUCAGACAUCCGAGUGGGCGACUUGAUUAUCGCCGAGAAGAACCAAAGGAUUCCCGCAGACAUGAUCUUUCUGAGGACGUCUGAGAAGAACGGGACGUGCUUCAUCAGGACCGACCAGCUGGACGGCGAGACAGAUUGGAAGCUGAAAGUGGCUGUGGGAUGCACACAGCGCCUUCCGGCAGUGGGGGACCUCUUCUCCAUCAAUGCCUUUGUCUACGCCCAGAAGCCUGAGCUGGACAUCCACAGUUUUGAAGGAAACUUCACACGGGAGGACGCUGACCCCCAGGUCCACGAGAGCCUGAGCAUCGAAAACACACUGUGGGCCAGCACGGUCGUCGCCUCGGGCACUGUGAUCGGGGUGGUUAUCUACACCGGCAAGGAGACCCGCAGUGUACUCAAUACGUCCGAAGCCAAAAACAAGGUGGGCCUACUGGACUUGGAACUGAACCGACUCACCAAGGCCCUGUUCUUCGCCCAACUAGUUCUGUCCAUUGUCAUGGAAGCCCUGCUCGGCUUUGUGGGCCUGUGGUUCCGCAACCUGUUCCGCUUUGUUGUGCUCUUCUCUUAUAUCAUCCCCAUAAGCCUACGAGUGAACCUGGACAUGGGCAAGGCCGCCUACGGCUGGAUGAUCAUGAAGGAUGAGAACAUUCCCGGCACGGUGGUGAGGACCAGCACCAUCCCGGAAGAACUGGGCCGGCUGGUCUACCUGCUGACGGACAAAACAGGCACUUUGACACAAAACGAGAUGAUCUUCAAGCGGCUGCACCUGGGAACCGUGUCCUACGGUACCGACACUAUGGACGAAAUCCAAAGCCAUGUCAUCCAGUCCUACGCUCAGGGCCCCUCCAGUGGCAGCGCCGGCGGCUCCGCCGCAGCGUCCCAGAAAUCCCAGACGCCGGGCCCCAAAGUCCGCAAGAGCGUCAGCAGCCGCAUCCACGAGGCGGUGAAGGCCAUCGCUCUGUGCCACAACGUCACGCCCGUCUACGAGGCGUGUGGCGAGACCGAGACGGCGGAGGCCGACCAGGACUUCAGCGACGACAACCGCACGUACCAGGCCUCCAGUCCUGAUGAGGUGGCGCUGGUGCAGUGGACUCAGAGUGUGGGCCUGACCCUCGUGAACCGAGACCUGGCCUCCCUGCAGCUCAAGACGCCUGCCGGGCAGAUCCUGUCCUUCAGCAUCCUGCAGAUCUUCCCCUUCACCUCCGAGAGCAAGCGCAUGGGUAUCAUCGUCAGGGAGGAGUCAACGGGUGACAUCACAUUCUACAUGAAGGGUGCUGACGUGGCCAUGGCGAGCAUCGUCCAGUACAACGACUGGCUGGAGGAGGAGUGUGGCAACAUGGCCCGAGAAGGUCUGAGAACGUUGGUGGUGGCCAAGAAGUCGCUGUCCGAGGAGCAGUACCAGGACUUUGAGAGCCGCUACAACCAGGCCAAACUGAGCAUCCACGACCGGACCCUUAAAGUAGCAGCGGUGGUGGAGAGCCUGGAGCGGGAGAUGGAGCUCCUCUGUCUGACCGGCGUGGAGGACCAGCUGCAGGCUGAUGUUAGGCCCACGCUGGAGCUGCUCAGGAACGCCGGCAUCAAGAUCUGGAUGUUGACCGGGGACAAGCUGGAAACUGCCACGUGCAUCGCCAAAAGCUCUCAUUUGGUCUCUAGAAACCAGGACAUCCAUCUUUUCCGACCGGUGACAAACCGAGGGGAGGCCCACCUUGAGCUCAACGCCUUCCGCAGGAAGUACGACUGCGCACUGGUCAUCUCGGGCGACUCCCUGGAGGUGUGCCUGCGCUACUACGAGCACGAGUUUGUGGAGCUGGCGUGCCAGUGUCCCGCCGUGGUGUGCUGUCGCUGCUCGCCAACGCAGAAGGCCCAGAUUGUCACGCUGCUCCAGCAGCACACCGCCAGUAGGACCUGUGCCAUUGGUGACGGCGGAAAUGACGUAAGCAUGAUCCAGGCUGCCAACUGUGGGAUUGGAAUCGAAGGAAAGGAAGGCAAGCAGGCGUCGCUGGCGGCCGAUUUCUCCAUCACGCAGUUCAAACACAUCGGCCGCCUCCUCAUGGUGCACGGCAGGAAUAGCUACAAGCGCUCAGCAGCCCUCGGGCAGUUUGUCAUGCACCGGGGAAUGAUCAUCUCCGCCAUGCAGGCUGUCUUCUCCUCCAUAUUCUAUUUUGCUUCUGUUCCCUUGUAUCAAGGAUUCCUCAUGGUUGGUUACGCCACCAUCUACACCAUGUUCCCGGUGUUCUCACUGGUCCUGGAUCAGGACGUGAAGCCGGAGAUGGCGCUGCUCUACCCGGAGCUCUACAAGGACUUGACCAAGGGCCGCUCGCUUUCCUUCAAGACCUUCCUGAUCUGGGUUUUGGUUAGCGUGUAUCAAGGGGGCAUCCUGAUGUACGGUGCCUUGGUGCUGUUCGAGUCGGAGUUUGUGCACGUGGUGGCCAUCUCGUUCACGGCGCUCAUCUUGACCGAGCUGCUCAUGGUGGCGCUGACGGUGCGCAUGUGGCACUGGCUCAUGGUGGUGGCAGAGUUCCUCAGCCUGGGCUGCUACUUGGCCUCGCUCGCCUUCCUCAACGAGUACUUCGACUUGAGGUUUAUCACCACGUGGCCUUUUAUUUGGAAGGUGUCGUCCAUCACACUGGUCAGCUGCCUGCCGCUUUACAUCAUUAAGUACCUCAAGCGGAAAUUCUCGCCAUCCAGCUACUCCAAACUGGCCUCCUGAGACACACACGGAAGCCAUCUUGUCAUCAACUCUCACACAUUUUUUUUUUCUUUUCACCGCUGCAACUCCUCACUGCUGGAUGUGGAGGUCAGUAAUGAUGUUUUUAUUUUUUUUUGAUUGAUAUCUCUUGAGACUUUUUGUGAUUACUUGAAUGGAACGAGCACAAAACAAUUAAAAAUGGUCUUUUCACACAUUAAAAUGGCCGCCGAGAGGGAGUGCACAUUUCAAAGGUCCUAAAGUGUAAUUUGUAGACUUUUGGUUUACAUUUUUUAGGUGUUAAUUUUACUCUGUGCACUUAGGGAUGUCUGGAAUGAGUUUUAUCAUUUACGGCAUCCCUGUUUGCAUCUCUGCCCGCACAUAUUGUAUUUAAAGUGUUUAAAAAAACAAGACAAGAAAAACGUACCACGCAAUAUGUAGAGAAGGACGAAUGAAAAGUGGUGGUGUUUUUUUUUUUUAAGCUUUCCCUAAAGUUUAUAUCUCUGCUGUCGUUUCAGAAUAUAGAAUUUUUAUUUUUAAGUCCAGCACUGCAAAUUCAAACCGUGUCGCUGCUAAAUAUGGUGUUUAAUUUUCCAUUUGAGAUUACAGUAAAAAUUUACAUGCUGAAAACAUUCCUGGUUUUGAAAUUCUCCCUGCAGUGUCGCCAUUUGGCCACUAGAUGGAGAACAAACACCAAAUAUUUGACAAGACAACAGAGCCUUCAUUUUGUUGUCCAAAUUGAGCAGGAAUAUAAUUAUAAAGGGGGAAAUAACUCUUAUUGCCAUAUGAGGGCUCAAGAAUACACUUGAACAUACUUUUUUUUCCCUGUAUGUUGACUUCCAAAUUCUAGCUGUCACACUAACUUUUACAGGCUGCAUUCCAAGGACCAGACUUUCUAAAUCUUUCGCCAAAGUGAUAUUGAAGCCAAUAUAUAAAGUGUAAACGAGCCACUUGCCCUGGAUAUUGUAAACAUGCUGCAUACAGUAUAAAAAAAUACAUGUAAUUCAGCCACACAGGCAGUUCAUUUAUGAUGUGAAGUCAUCUUUAGUAGACAUGUCUGGUACGUGAUGUCAUCUUUACCGGAUGUCUCAAUGAAAUGAAGUGAAAGAAAAGUUCCCUCAGUUCCCAAUAAUUCCACCACCUCCCGCAUCACUCCUUUGUUGAUAUAAAAUGAUUUUAAAGAAUGAGCCCCUAAACGUUGGAUCAUAUUUUUAUUUGCAUAAACACUGCCGUGGGACGUCGUCUUUUGCAUGUGUCACUUGAUGCUUUGUGCGCAUACGUGUCCCAUCACACACGUGUUCAGUUACUAUUAGUGGACGCAUUUGUUUUUGUAAUGCGAAAGAGAACAUAAAAAGAGCAGAUUGUUAGAUAGUCUGUGUACUGUGUUCCUGCAUUCCUUUGUGUUUAAAUAUCCGUUGCUUAAAGAAGUGUAACGCCGUCAUUGAUGCUACUUUUCUUAGCGCUCCAAUGCGGUUUUGCAUUGUAUAUUAGCAUUCAGCUAGAAACAUCCGCUUGUGACGUGGUGUUGGGUUAAAUAUACAAUGUGUGUAAUUCUCAUUUCAUGUUUUAUUUUAUGUUUGGGAGCUUCUGGCAACAAACUAACUUCAGCCGUGGCGAGCUGAUGCCACAUAUUCGUUAGCUAGCAGUAUUUAAAAAAAACAAACAAAAAUGUCAGAGACAAACAUUUCCAGACUUUCCUCCAAGGCAAGAAACUUCCCUCUUUCAAUCUAAACCAAAAAUAUUUGCUUUACGUGAAGCUAACACUGCCGUAAUUACAGGUUUCGCCUGUAUACGCAUGCGUAAAAAGUGGGGGGAAAAAAAAGAUGUGCUUAGCAUGUAAUCCAAAGCAGCCAUGGGGCAAACAAUGUGUAGCGCAAUGUGUUAUCAAUUUGUGCAGAAAGAGGAGAAGUAGUUUGCAGAUGGAUGCGGAUGAACGUGAUGGUCCGAUGGCUUUUACCGCUUUGCGCUGACGUUUGUGACUUUGUGGCAUGAGGAGUUAAACCGUUCCUGAUUUUGGGACUUUCUUCAUGCUAAACCAUUAGCCUGCUAGCGACAGACCGCCUUGACACACACACACACACACACACACACACCACGCACUCCAUUUCACGCAGCCCACAAUUGGGAUGUAAAAUUCACUGACACAGCACAACUGCAGAUGCAUGGAACAUCUGUUGAUUUUUUUUUUUCUCUCCCCUUCUGCUGCAUGCGCUAGGAUGAUUUUUUUUUUCUCUCAGCCAAAAAUGGAGAGCUGCCAUUAUGCUAUUAUCCUAUCUGGUUACUAAGCAGCAGCUAAAGUGGCCGCGCCGACCAAAAAGCGUACGCCGUCCGUCUUGGGCGCUCGCUAUGAAUACUAAGAAGAAGAAGAAGAAGAAAA